UCGCGGCGCCCCGUAGUGCGCGCCCCGCCGAGCCGGCGCCAAGAUGGCGGCGCUGACGAGCACAGAGCGGCCGCGCCGGGGGCCGUGGGGGCCGGAGCGGAGCCUCCGCAGCUGAGCCCCCGAGCUGCCCUGCAGGCCGGCGUCCGCCCGCCGGAACCCGGGACAUGGUGCGACUAGCGCCGCGCCGCCGCCGCCGCUGAGCUCGCGGGCCGUACCGGGCUCGGACGUGGGAGCAGGAAGAUGUUCUCCGCGCUCAAGAAGCUGGUGGGGUCGGAGCAGGCCCCGGGCCGCGACAGGAACAUCCCGGCCGGGCUGCAGUCCAUGAACCAGGCGCUGCAGAGGCGCUUCGCCAAGGGGGUGCAGUACAACAUGAAGAUCGUGAUCCGCGGGGACAGGAACACGGGCAAGACGGCGCUGUGGCACCGCCUGCAGGGCAAGAAGUUCGUGGAGGAGUACAUCCCCACACAGGAGAUCCAGGUCACCAGCAUCCACUGGAGCUACAAAGCCACUGAUGACAUCGUGAAAGUUGAAGUCUGGGAUGUAGUUGACAAAGGAAAAUGCAAGAAGCGAGGUGACGGGCUGAAGAUGGAGAAUGACCCCCAGGAGGCGGAGUCCGAGAUGGCCCUGGACGCGGAGUUCCUGGAUGUGUACAAGAACUGCAACGGGGUGGUCAUGAUGUUUGACAUCACCAAGCAGUGGACCUUCAACUACAUCCUGCGGGAGCUGCCCAAAGUGCCAACACACGUGCCCGUGUGCGUGCUUGGGAACUACCGCGACAUGGGCGAGCACCGCGUCAUCCUGCCCGACGAUGUGCGCGACGUCCUGGACCGCCUGGACAGGCCUCCAGGGUCCUCUUACUUCCGCUACGCCGAGUCCUCCAUGAAGAACAGCUUCGGCCUCAAGUACCUGCACAGGUUCUUCAACAUCCCCUUCCUGCAGCUUCAGAGGGAGACGCUGCUGCGGCAGCUGGAGACGAACCAGCUGGACAUCGACGCCACGCUGGAGGAGCUGUCCGUGCAGCAGGAGACCGAGGACCAGAACUACGGCAUCUUUCUGGAGAUGAUGGAGGCGCGCAGCCGUGGCCACGCGUCCCCGCUGACCACCAGCGGGCAGAGCCCGUCCUCCGGCUCCCAGUCCCCUGUGGUGCCUCCGAGCAUAGUGUCCACCGGGAGCUCCAGCCCCAGCACGCCCCAGCCGGCUCUGCAGCCGCCCUUCCAGGCCCCCCCGGCACCCCCCGCCCCCGCUGAAGCCCCGCCCCGCCAGCCGCACCUCCCCGACGCCAGCAUCAUCGCUCGGCUGUUCGGGGCCUCGCCUGCAACAGAGGUGGCCCCCCCACCCCCAGAGCCGGCCCCAGCUGCAGAGGUCUCCGCGAAAGUCCAGGACGUGGAGGACUUUGUUCCUGAAGACAGCCUGGACCGCAACUUCCUGGAGGACACGGCCCCCACCAAGGAUGAGAAGAGACUGGGAGCCGGGGGACCCCCAGACAGCGACAGCGACGGGGAGACCCCAGCAGGGAACCCGAUGGUGGCAGGCUUCCAGGACGACGUGGACCUUGAAGAUAAGCCUCUCGGCAGGCCCCUGCCACUCACAGACCCCGUCGCCAGCAAGGACAUCACUCUGUCCAGCGAGGAGGAGUCAGAGGAGGGGGCAGGGCACCCCAAGACCGCAGUCCUGGCCCCCCAGAAGUGCCCUGAGCCAGAGACCAGGAGGUCCUCCACAAAGGCCUCGGGGCCACCCCGGGACACGGCUCCCAGGGCGGCAGAGCCCCGCCAGCCAGGCAGCACCAAGCCCCACCCCGAGGGCCGCUCUGGCGGGCUGGAGGAGGGCACGGACAAGCCAGUGUCGUCAGAGAGCGAUGCCGAGGGGCCCAUUGCCGCCCAGAUGCUGUCCUUCGUCAUGGACGACCCGGACUUUGAGAGCGACUCAGAUGCUCAGCGGAGAGCGGGCGAGUUCCCCGUGCGAGAGGACCUCUCUGACCUGACUGAUGAGGACGCUGGCCCCGUGCAGCCCCCCGCACCCCCCAAGCCCUUGGUCCCCUCCUUCAGACUGAAGGACGACUCCGACCUCUUUGGGCUGGGGCUGGAAGAGCCUGGCCGCGGGGACAGCAGUGAGCAAGAUAAGGAGGGCAGGCCCCCCGCGAAGGAGAAGAAAAAGAAGAAGAAAAAGGGCAGAGAGGAGGAAGACAAGGCGGCAAAGAGGAGGAGCAAGCAGAAGAAGAGCCGGGAGCGGGCGGACGACAAGGGCAGGGACGAGCGGCGGCGGCGGCCCCGGGGCCCGCAGAGGACCGCCCUGGACGAGCUGGAGGCCUUCCUGGGCGGCGGCGCGCCCGGCGGCCCCCUCCGCGGAGGCGGCGACUACGAGGCGCUCUAGGCCCCGCCCCGCCCCGCGGACCUCGGGCGCCCAGUGCGCUGGGGGCUGGGCCUGCCCUGCAGGGAGGGGCGGCGGGCAGCCGGUCCCCGCGCUUCUCAGGGAUGGGACAGGCCGAGGAGGCCCGUGAGGCUGUUUACAGGGGGGCUGCGUCCCCGCCGG
This is a messenger RNA of Capra hircus (goat), 2529 nucleotides long. RefSeq names its product RAB, member RAS oncogene family-like 6 (gene RABL6). Gene Ontology annotation, cellular component: nucleus; cytosol. Gene Ontology annotation, molecular function: GTP binding. Lineage: Eukaryota; Metazoa; Chordata; Mammalia; Artiodactyla; Bovidae. The record is from RefSeq and is a predicted model, not a curated record.